UUUUAGGCGCCUAGACGGUUAUUGUUAGGAAGUCGACUCUGCUGGAGGAAUCUUAUCCUCGUCUCAGUUCCGCUCCCUGCAGAUAAAGGCAUAGAGAGGGGGGCAGUUGUUGCUACCUUCCUGGCGGUCGGCGCGCGGGAGGUAGGAGGGGGUGAGGCUCACCAUGAUGGCGGCUGAGGCCGGCGCUGAGGAGGGUGGCUCGGUUAUCUCCGCCGGGAUGGUGGGAUCCGUUGGUAGAGCUGAGUCGGAGCACUACACCACCUUAUGCCGAGGCAAGGAGCUGGGGCCGCAGGGCUCCUUUCUGGUGGGCUCUGGCGGGGACAGCCUGGGCGCCGGUGGUCCGGCUUUGUGUUCGGCACUGGGGUUUCUGGCGCUAGGCUCGGGACCUGCUCCUCUCGUGUCCGGAGGCGGUGGCGCCGUGACAGCAACUGGCCAGGGCCAGGAGCUGGAGGCGUCCGGAGGGGUGCUUCCCCCACCUGAACACGGUACUGUUGCCUAUUCCCUGCUGCCGCCACAGCUACCUUCCUUGGCGGCGGGGUUGGGGACCGUGGAUGAAGGCGACUCGUUGGAUGGGCCGGAGUAUGAAGAGGAGGAGGUGGCCAUCCCGCUCAACGCUCCCCCCACGAACCAGUGGUAUCAUGGAAAACUCGACAGAGCAAUUGCAGAAGAACGUCUUAGGCAAGCGGGAAAACCUGGAAGUUACCUUAUUCGAGAGAGUGAUCGGAGACCGGGUUCAUUUGUGCUUUCAUUCCUUAGUAAAACAAAUGUCAAUCAUUUUAGGAUUAUUGCCAUGUGUGGAGACUAUUACAUUGGUGGACGUCGCUUUGCUUCACUCUCAGACUUAAUUGGUUAUUACAGUCAUGUGUCUUGUUUGCUGAAGGGGGAAAAACUAUUCUUUCCAGUAGCACCUCCGGAGCCUGUGGAGGAUAGAAGAAGAGUUCGAGCAAUUCUACCUUACACCAAAGUGCCAGAAACUGAUGAAAUAAGUUUCCUUAAAGGAGAUAUGUUUAUUGUCCAUAAUGAAUUGGAAGAUGGCUGGAUGUGGGUUACAAAUCUACGGACAGAUGAACAAGGUCUUAUUGUAGAAGAUCUGAUAGAAGAAGUGGUAAGAGAAGAAGAUCCACAUGAAGGCAAAAUAUGGUUCCAUGGGAAGAUCUCCAAACAAGAGGCUUACAAUUUGCUGAUGACAGUUGGUCAGGUGUGCAGUUUUCUUGUGAGGCCUUCAGAUAAUACACCUGGUGAUUAUUCACUUUAUUUUCGGACCUGUGAAAAUAUUCAGCGUUUUAAAAUAUGUCCAACAUCAAGCAAUCAGUUUAUGAUGGGAGGCAGAUAUUAUAAUAGUAUUGCUGAGAUCAUUGAACAUUAUAGAAAAGAACAGAUUGUUGAAGGAUAUUACCUUAAAGAUCCUGUUCCAAUGCAGUAUCAAGAACAAGUGCUUGAUGAUACAGUGGAUGGAAAAGAAAUCUACAAUACAAUUCGUCACAAAACAAAGGAUGCUUUUUAUAAAAAUAUUGUCAAGAAAGGAUAUCUUCUGAAAAAAAGUAAAGGAAAGAGAUGGAAAAACUUGUAUUUUAUAUUGGAGGGAAAUGAUGCCCAACUUAUUUAUUUUGAAAGUGAAAAACGAGCCACAAAGCCUAAAGGAUUAAUAGACCUUAGUGUGUGUUCAGUCUAUGGAGUACAUGACAGUUUAUUUGGCAGGCCAAACUGUUUUCAGAUAGUAGUUCAGCACUUCAGUGAAGAGCAUUACAUCUUUUACUUUGCAGGAGAAACUCCAGAACAAGCACAGGACUGGAUGAAGGCUCUGCAGAUGUUUUGCAAUUUAAGAAAAAACAGUCCAGGGACAUCAAAUAAACGUCUACGUCAGGUCAGCAGUCUUAUUUUACAUGUAGAAGAAGCUCAUACGCUCCCAGUAAAACAUUUUACUAAUCCAUAUUGUAACAUCUACCUGAACAGUGUCCAGGUAGCAAAAACACAUAUCAGGGAAGGGCAGAACCCUGUAUGGUCAGAAGAAUUUGUCUUUGAUGAUCUUUCAUCUGAUAUUAAUAGAUUUGAGAUAAGUCUUAGUAAUAAAACAAAGAAAAGUAAAGAUCCAGAUAUACUGUUUAUGCGUUGCCAAUUAAGCCGAUUACAGAAAGGACAUGCAACAGAUGAGUGGUUUCAGCUCAGUUCCCAUAUACCACUGAAGGGUACUGAGCCAGGAUCUUUGCGUGUUCGAGCACGAUAUUCUGUGGAGAAGAUCAUGCCAGAAGAGGAGUACAGUGAGUUUAAAGAGCUUAUACUCCAGAAAGAGAUGCAUGUAGUCUAUGCCUUAUCACAUGUUUGUGGACAGGAUAGAACACUGUUGGCUGGCAUUUUAUUGAAGAUUUUUCUUCAUGAAAAGCUUGAGUCACUAUUGUUACAAACACUAAAUGACAGGGAAAUAAGCAUGGAAGAUGAAGCUACUACUUUGUUUCGUGCUACCACUUUAGCAAGUACACUAAUGGAGCAAUAUAUGAAAGCCACAGCAACACGUUUUGUUCACCAUGCACUGAAAGACAGUAUAUUAAAGAUAAUGGAGAGCAAGCAGUCCUGUGAGUUAAAUCCCUCGAAAUUAGAAAAAAAUGAAGAUGUAAACACUAAUUUGGCACAUCUACUCAGUAUACUUUCAGAAUUGUUGGAGAAAAUAUUCAUGGCUGCAGAGAUACUACCUCCGACACUGAGAUAUAUUUAUGGAUGCUUGCAAAAGUCUGUUCAAAGCAAGUGGCCAGCUAAUACCACAAUGAGAACAAGAGUUGUUAGUGGCUUUGUUUUUCUUCGACUGAUUUGUCCUGCUAUCCUGAACCCAAGGAUGUUUAAUAUAAUCUCAGAUUCUCCUUCCCCUACUGCUGCAAGAACACUGACGCUCGUUGCCAAGUCUGUGCAGAAUUUAGCAAAUCUGGUUGAAUUUGGAGCCAAGGAGCCAUAUAUGGAGGGAGUAAAUCCAUUCAUCAAGAGUAACAAACAUCGCAUGAUCAUGUUCUUAGAUGAGCUUGGGAAUGUACCUGAGCUUCCAGACACUACAGAACACUCUAGAACUGACUUAUCUCGAUAUCUGGCAGCCUUGCAUGAGAUGUGUAUGGCACAUUCAGAUGAACUUCGGACACUCAGUAAUGAGCGAGGUGUAAUGCAGCAGUAUGAGUGA
Molecule: messenger RNA, 3160 nt
Organism: Strigops habroptila (Kakapo)
Lineage: Eukaryota; Metazoa; Chordata; Aves; Psittaciformes; Psittacidae
Product: ras GTPase-activating protein 1-like
Exons: 25
Coding region: 164-3160 (998 amino acids)
Biological process (GO): regulation of GTPase activity
Molecular function (GO): protein binding
Source: RefSeq, a predicted model, not a curated record